This is a messenger RNA of Dendronephthya gigantea, 1788 nucleotides long. Its product is annotated as phosphotriesterase-related protein-like. The transcript has 2 exons. NCBI's taxonomy places the organism in Eukaryota, Metazoa, Cnidaria, Anthozoa, Malacalcyonacea, Nephtheidae. Gene Ontology annotation, molecular function: zinc ion binding; hydrolase activity, acting on ester bonds. The coding region runs from base 383 to 1420 and encodes 345 amino acids. The record is from RefSeq and is a predicted model, not a curated record. Gene Ontology annotation, biological process: catabolic process.
AUUCUUGGUUUAUAUUGGCAUAAAAAUCACGUGUUUUCCUUGUCGGAACUGAAUUAACAAACAUUUUCACAUUUAGGCUUGUUGCUUGUGUGUCUGGACAGAAAUACCCUGGUGUUUGGUGCAUUGUAUUUUGAGGAUUUGAAACCAGUUUAACAGGCUUAUGCCUUAAUGAGAUGCAAUUCAUGGGGAAUGUCUGAAAUCCUGAAUUGAUCAACAUUUUGAUCCAUUCAGCCUCUGAGUUCUGACCACACUCACCACAGUACACCGGCCGGCAUAUUACUUUGAUCAUUUGCAAUACGAUUCAUUUACAAUCGUUAUUUUGGCUCCUGACGCUCGAUUUCCUGUAGUUUAAUAGACCGUGUUAGCACAGCAACAUCGAACUAUGGUGAAAUCUCAAGUCGAAACCGUCUUAGGCGCUGUAGACGCCGAGGACUUAGGUAUAACUUUGCCACACGAGCAUGUAGUUAUGGAUGUGAGUUACUACACAACACCACCGACCAACGACGAGGAGAGAGAGAAAUACCACGCUCCCAUCACGAUGGAAAAUCUCAACUGGCUUCGACAUAACUUGUACAAGAGUAAAGUGAAUGUGAGCAUUUACAACGAAGAGGAAGCAGUGAUCGCCGACCUAAAGGCUUACAAGCAAAAUGGUGGAGCGACAGUUGUCGAAAAUACUGUCGUCGGAAUUAAUCGAGAUGUCCAAAAAAUGGUGAACAUAUCGAGGGCUUCUGGCGUGCACUUGGUCUGUGGUACCGGGUAUUUUGUUGAUGCGGUUAUUCCGGGGGACGUGAAGUCAAAUUCUGUUGAAAAGAUCACAGAGACCCUGAUAUCGGAGAUCAACGAGGGCAUUAAACUCAAGGACUGCGUAGUCAAAACAGGAAUUAUUGGCGAGGUUGGAACUUCCUGGCCAAUUACCGACUUCGAGAAACGAAGCCUUCGCGCCACUGCUAUUGCGCAAGUUCAGACCCAGACCCCCGUGAUGUUACACCCCGCAGAAGACCCAAAGGCGCCAUUCGAAGUGCUGCGACUUUUCCAAGAGGCAGGGGGGGACGCAAAACGGACGGUCAUGGCACACAUGGAUUACGUUUUCCCGAAAGACGAGCAGGUACUCGCGUUUGCUGACGAAGGAGCUUUCAUCGAAUACGAUUUCUUUGGCUCAGAGAUUUCAUACCUUGUCCCCUAUAUGUCAGACCUUCAACGUAUAGAGAAGAUCAUAAAGUUGAUCGACCAGGGUCAUGCUGACAAAAUAUUGAUAUCCCAUGACAUACACGCGUGUCAUAAUCUCACGAAGUUUGGCGGGAUUGGAUUCUCCCAUAUCUUAGAUUACUCCGUGCCAAGAAUGCUGCAGUUGGGUGUGACUCAAGCCAAUAUUGAUAAAAUGAUAGUGGGAAAUCCGAAGGCCUGGUUGACGUACUAUUGAUUGAUUGAGACAAUCGAUAGGAAAUAAUUAAGAAAAUUACGUGACACAGAAUAAUCAUGGUAUACUAAAUCAUGCAUUUUAUUCGAUGAUUUAUUAAAAUGUAGCUCUACGGGAACAUUUAUUUAAAGACUAGGCAAUUUAUUUCUAUUUUUUUUUCUUGUAAUCAAAUUGCAAAUAUACUCGUAAUUAAUUUUCAUUGAAUUAAUAGCCCUGAUUCGUAGGGGGAGAAGAAAAGACGAAGCAGGCGGAUCUGGGUGAAAUCUCAUGCUUGAGACGAUGUUCAAAAAAAAAUUGAGGUUUUGUUGAAUGGGUAAUGAAUAAGACAACUGGCCUUGUUAAUUCAAUUAAAAAUCAAUCAAAUAAAAACU